UUUUUGCUGCCGAAUGAGAGGCGAGAAAAAACAGACACCAAUGUUACUGCGUACGAGGCGACGUGCUGCUCUGAUGUGAGGGCAUCGAGAGCCGCUCGUAUGAGGACCUGGUGGCACCCUGAUUAAACCCUGACUGAGCACGUGCCUCUAACUGCCUAACAAGAAACAUGACGGCCAUCAACGCACCACGGGACAAAUACAAUGCAGUGUGGAUAAUUUUCUUCAUCCUGGGCUUGGGAACCCUAUUACCCUGGAAUUUCUUCAUGACGGCGACAAUGUACUUCACGAGUAGGCUGAAGGACCCUCCCUCUGACAUCUCCCCAAAUCAGCUGACCAAUGAAACUUCGGCGGGCGAAGAUAAUCGCAGUGUGCUGGAGUCCAAGUUUAACAACGUGAUGACGCUCUGCGCCAUGGUGCCGCUGCUCAUCUUCACCUGCCUCAACUCCUUCCUUCACCAGAGGAUUCCUCAGAAGCUCCGGAUCACCGGUAGUCUUGUGGUCAUCCUGGUGGUGUUCCUGCUGACGGCGGUGUUCGUCAAGGUGGACGUCGCCCCAAUGCCCUUCUUCACCAUCACCAUGAUCAAAAUUAUCUGCAUCAACUCGUUCGGGGCGAUUCUUCAGAGCAGUCUGUUCGGCCUGGCAGGAAUACUGCCUGCCUCCUACACCACUCCCAUCAUGAGCGGACAGGGGCUGGCCGGCACCUUCGCCGCCUUCUCCAUGAUCUGCGCACUGACCACUGGAUCGGCUCUGAAGGACAGCGCUUUUGGUUACUUCAUCACAGCCUGUGUUGUCAUUCUUCUGGCCAUAAUGGCCUACCUCGUUCUGCCCAGGAUGGAGUUUUUCCAGUACUACAUGGAGAGUAAUGGAUCCGCACCCUCUGCUGAUGAGGAGAACAAUAUGGACUUACUCAAAAAAGAAAGCCCAGCAGAAAAGCGACCGGUGGUCAGUCUGACGGAGGACGAGGCCAAACCCACCGUGUCUGUGGUAAACAUCUUCAAACAGAUCUGGGUGAUGGCUCUGUCUGUGUGCUUCAUCUUCACCGUCACCAUUGGAACAUUCCCAGCCGUAACAGUGGAGGUCAAGUCGACAAUAGCAAAUGGGGGCACCUGGGAAACUUACUUCAUCCCUGUGUCAUGUUUCCUCCUCUUCAACUUGAUGGACUGGGCCGGCAGGAGUCUGACGGCCGUCUGCAUGUGGCCCGGUAAAGACAGCAUCUGGCUUCCUGUCCUGGUGGGCCUGCGGGUCAUCUUCAUCCCUCUCUUCAUGCUGUGUAACGUCCAGCCUCGUCACUACCUCCCCGUGUGGUUUGGCCACGACGCCCUGUACAUCAUCUUCAUGAUCCUCUUCUCCUUCUCCAACGGAUACCUGGCCAGCCUCUGCAUGUGCUUUGGACCCAAGAAGGUGCCACAGCAUGAGGCGGAGACGGCGGGGGCCAUCAUGGCCUUCUUCUUGUCCCUCGGCUUGGCGCUGGGCGCUGGAGUCUCAUUUGCCUUCCGGGCCGUGAUCUAAAACCUCCAGUAGACCCUCCAGUAGAUGUAGAAUAGACCACGUCGCCCUCAAACACUGCCCGUCAACCAUCUCCGACUGAGUGGAGCCAGUAGAGCAGACUAGAAGACUAGAGGACCUCAGUCUUCUCAAGUGUACAGCAGAGACUCGUCUCAUCCAGCCAUCUCGGCAACAGCAUAAGCGGAAACAUGUUACUGAAUAUUUUGUUUUCUUCCAAACUCGGCAGCAGUGUUUAAACUCGAUGCCAUUGAUCUAAACGGGUUGUUUCUCUGAGAUGAUUUGAAGAGUUCAGAGUGCAACCAGAGCAGCAAAACAAAACCCAAUCUGUAGAGAAAUGAGUUGUCAGAAGUGGACUCCUCAUUUAGACGACGGCAGAGAUUCUCCGUUUUAAAUUUCCCAAGAUAUCACAAAGGUUGAGCCCAGACACCGUUAAUGAAGACAGACCGUACACGUAGUAUCCUAGAGCCUCAUUCAUAAAAUAUCCUUCUGCAAAAAAAUUAUGUUUCACUUUCUUUGAAACAGUCACAUUCUUUAGAAAUCAUAUUAAGUUAUGAUGAUAUGUAAAUACAGUCUUGAAACUUAUUUAUGAAUGAGGCUCUUAGAUUCUGGUCUACAUAAACUUGUAAAUUUAACCCCAAGUUUGUAAACCUCAAUGCAACUGUUUUUUAUUAUUUGAAUGACUUCACUUUGGACUGUUGCAGCUUUUUAACUCUGAUCAAGCCAAAUACAUGAAGACGACGUGGGAAAAUGAUGAACUUUGAAGGGAUGUCAUGACCCAUCAAACUGCUAAUUAAUGUGCAAAGUGUGUAAACCAUUGUGUUUGUAAACGUACUCAUAACAAAUCAGUACAUUUUUGAAGAAUGUAAGGACGGACUGAAUCCUAAAGACGAGGUUUUACUCAAUAAUCUGGUCCACAAACUGCUGAAUAUUCAUUGUUUUAGAGAGGGGUGUUUGUUUGUAGUUUUAGAUUAAAGUUUUUACUGUUACUUUGUCUUCCUGAUUAAGUUUUGCCAAAAUGUAUUAUUGAACGCAGCAAUAAUAAGAAAAUGCAGCCGUCAGUGAUGUGAGAUCAGGAGACUUUUUAAUCUCAUUCUUGGGUUCUCACGAGCCUGUAAUACUUCUCAUUUAGACACAUUUUCAUGGAAGAUAAGUUUUGUAUCAGAAGUAGAUUUUAGUGUUUUUCAAACUUUACCAUUUGGCUCUAGCCGAGAUAGUUUUGUUCUGAAUGCGGAGGAGAAAAGGCCUCUUGUGCCUCAGUGUUAUAUUUUUGUGGCCUUUUUGAUGCUCCUUUUGUUUUAAGUCUGUUUUAGUUGUACACUAUUACUCAUAGCACCAGCUGUGUACAUCCUAAAUGCCUGUUUGUUAAAAAGCACAACGUUGGUCUGUUCUUUCGUACUUUGUGUUUUAGUUGGUAUGGGAGUCAUGGAUCAUUUAAAAUGUUCCUUUCUUUUUUCUUUUUUUUUUGCAGCUUAAAACAGU
This is a messenger RNA of Anoplopoma fimbria (sablefish), 2984 nucleotides long. Its product is annotated as equilibrative nucleoside transporter 1-like. Lineage: Eukaryota; Metazoa; Chordata; Actinopteri; Perciformes; Anoplopomatidae. Bases 168 to 1508 code for a protein of 446 amino acids. Gene Ontology annotation, molecular function: nucleoside transmembrane transporter activity. Gene Ontology annotation, biological process: nucleoside transmembrane transport; uridine transmembrane transport. Gene Ontology annotation, cellular component: plasma membrane. The transcript is spliced from 13 exons. The record is from RefSeq and is a predicted model, not a curated record.